Styela clava is the source of this 2434-nucleotide messenger RNA. RefSeq lists its product as uncharacterized. The record is from RefSeq and is a predicted model, not a curated record. NCBI's taxonomy places the organism in Eukaryota, Metazoa, Chordata, Ascidiacea, Stolidobranchia, Styelidae.
AUUAUCCUAGUUAAAAUAGAAUUAUUCUCUAUUAACAAUGGAUGCCAGUCCACCUAUUAUUCGUAAAUUACCUCCUAUGCCACAAGUCAGGCUUAAGAAUGGAUUAGUUAUUUCAAGACUCAUUAAUGGAAUGUGGCAAGUUUCCGGUGCACAUGGAGACAUUGAUCCAAAUAAGGCUGUGAACGCAAUGCAUAAAUACUGCGAAGCAGGAUAUACCACUUUUGACAUGGCUGAUAUCUACGGACCUGCAGAAAUUAUUUUUGGCAAUUUUAUUAAAAAUCGUCAUUCGUUUCAUCCAAAGAAUUCCGUGCAAGCGUUUACGAAAAUGGUCCCGAGUGCAGGUCCAAUGACUCGGAAUGUGGUCGAGUCAGCGAUAACGAAGUCAAUGUUACGAAUGCAAGUCAAGCAAUUAGACGGCCUACAGUUUCAUUGGUGGGAUUAUAAAGACAAAAGAUAUCUGGACGCUUUGCAACAUUUGUCUGAUUUACAAAGGAUUGGGAAAAUUCGUGAAUUAUCGCUGACAAACUUCGACACAGCAAGGUUGGAAGAAAUAACUUCUAAAGGAAUCGAAAUCUCAACCAAUCAGGUGCAAUAUUCAAUCAUUGAUCAACGCCCAUCACAAAGAAUGAGCAAAUUUUGCCGAAUGAAUGGAAUCAAACUUUUAACUUAUGGAACUUUGUGUGGAGGAUUAUUAACAGAUGAUUAUCUUGGUCAACCGGAACCAAGAGGGCGAAAAGAUUUAUACACAGCGUCGCUAUGGAAAUAUAAACAAAUGAUCGAUGCGUGGGGGGGUUGGAAAUUAUUCCAAGAAUUAUUAUCGACUCUGCGAGAUAUUGCUGAUCAGCAUAACGUCCAAAUCGCAAAUGUAGCAACAAGGUGGGUGCUCGAUGACCCCGUUGUUGGUGGGGUCAUAAUCGGCUGCAGAUUUGGAGUUUUGGGAGCCAAUCACGCGGUAGAGAACUUGCAAAGCGUUGAUUAUGAUUGGUGCUUAACGGAGCAGAACAGGUCCAUGAUUGCUAAAAUAACGUCACGGUCGAACGAUUUAUUAAAAAGCAUUGGAGGUUGCGGAGAUGAAUACAGAUGAAUGAACAAUGACAGAAAUUCACUGAUGUCAAAAGAGCAAAAUACGUAAAACUGUUGGGGUCAAAGGUCGCCAUGACGUGUUGGCAUGAAAGAUAGAUGUAAGGGCUCUGAUUCAAACCACAUGGUCUGUGGCUUCAAAUCCUGGGGGCAAUAAUGGAAAAUUUUAAGAAUUUCGGCCUUUCCUAAAAAUGAGAACUCAGUAGCUUCCUUUAAAAGUCUUUGUGUGGAAAAGCGUCACCACAAAUAUUCUAAAUUCAUCCAUUCAUUUAGAUGUAAAUUUCUAACCUCAUUAGAGCAUAUAAUGAUAUACCAGUUCCCAUCUGGCUAUUUCCAUGACUGGUUUGACUUGACUUGGUUCGAUAUUGUUGCAAGUCAAUUGCCAUAUACUAUCACUGUUUCAAAAAUACACCUCUUAGCAUUAAUGGUUGUUUACAAGGUUCCUAUCAGUUGCGAGUUAGAAACCUCAUUUGGAGCAAAUUUGCAAGAAUACUAUUUGGCUUUUUCUCUAUCAGUACUCUUUCUUGUUUUAUUUAAGCGUUUUUGAGGGUUUACUUUGAGCAAGCUUGUAUAUUAAAUAGGCCUCCUUUAUUAGUGAAUUUUUGUUUCAUAUUAUUUCUGUUUUGUGACUUUAAUUUUGUGAUAUUCCUAAUUUCAGAAUUAAAUUCUAUUGUAAAUUUAUUUCCUUGCCAGCAUAGCAAUAUCAAUGCAAAUCUGUACAAUACUGCCCUUUCCUACCAAAUAUCAGCAAUGAUUCAUCCAAGCACAUGGAUAAGCCACAGGUAUGAGUUCAAAAGUGUGGUAUUCAGAUCGUGGGACUUCAACUUUAGAACCCAAAAUACAAAUUCCAAUGAAAGUUUUUUCUAAAAAGUUUUCAAAUUUAGGCCUAAAGUCGGGAAAUCUUUUAUUACUCGACUCUAGAAAGCCUUUGGCUUGGCAGGAAACAACAAAAAUUGCUAAAUUCAUGACUCCAUACCCUUUGAACAUAAGGGAAAACACUACUAUAUGAGAAUGUUUUGUAUAUGUCAGAAUCUUCCACGCAUAGUGCAUUUGUAUUUAAUUUUUCUCCCAAAUUUGAGAAGUCUUUUAAUACCAGACUCUGAAAAGUCUGAAAUAUGACUGCCAGGCACCAACUCAAAUUGCCUUUAGCUUUAGAAACAAACACAAAUCAAUUUCUGUUAGACUAUUUCACUGCUUAAAUACCCUGGCCAACCUUGAUAACCAGCUUCGGUUCCCUGUUACGGCGCUUCCUUUGUGUCCACUUUUCUGCCAAUUUGAAUAUGCUUGUCCAUACUUGGUAUAUGCUUGGUGUAUUUCAAUUCAAUUCGUUUAUUACUCCAGACCGCUGCGGUAA